AUGGAGAUUGGGACCAAUCCUCAGGAAAUUGUUAAACUUCCAUCAACAAUACACAAAUGCCAAGAUCUAAAAGAUAUAAUCUCAGUAGUUUGUCCGCAACUGGAUGUGGCAAUGACAUCGACUGCAACAUUUUUAACUGAACGUACAAUUCUUUCUGCACGGAAUGAUGAUGUUAAUGCUAUCAAUACUGCAGCAUUGAAUAUUUUUCCUGGUAACACAUAUACUUAUUUGGCAGCAGACAAGAUGUCUGAAGAUGAUGAAAUUGAUCAUCCUCCUGGGCUACUAGCUUUUAAGGUAGAGUUGAAAGUGGGUUGUCCUAUAAUGUUGUUAAGAAAUAUUGCACCAAAAGAUGGACUAUGCAAUGGCACAAGAUUGAUGGUUUCUAGAUGUAAUACUCGCAUAAUUGAAGCUCAAAUUUUAACUGGAGAAAAAUGUGGCAAUUUGGGUCGCCGGUGGGCUCAAUCAUUUGGGCUUGGGCUUGAGGAGCUUGGUCCAGUUCGCUCCAUUCACUAG
Messenger RNA from Camellia sinensis, 513 nucleotides. NCBI's taxonomy places the organism in Eukaryota, Viridiplantae, Streptophyta, Magnoliopsida, Ericales, Theaceae. The record is from RefSeq and is a predicted model, not a curated record.